Molecule: messenger RNA, 1488 nt
Organism: Trematosphaeria pertusa
Lineage: Eukaryota; Fungi; Ascomycota; Dothideomycetes; Pleosporales; Trematosphaeriaceae
Exons: 1
Coding region: 1-1488 (495 amino acids)
Source: RefSeq, a predicted model, not a curated record
AUGCCGCAGCUUCGCAAUGUCAUCCAUGCCGCCGCAACUCUGUGUCCAGAGAAGGAAAUGCGCCCAGUGGACUUUAUAUGGCUGGACAUUGCGUGCAUCGACCAGAGAGAAUCAGAGCCAAGGUCGGCUGCUGAAGUUGGAAGACAGGCCGCCAUUUUUAAAGGCGCCCAGACCGUAUUCAUCUGGAUGACAACCAUGCCUUCGGAUCGAUCUGAGCACGACUUCGGCAACAUUGACUGGUUGUGGCUCGAGCCUUCCCAGCACACGGAAGAGACGCUCCCAAACGUCAUUACAGCCAUGCUUGGCUUUCUAGACGUUCUCUGCGAUCCCUGGUUUUCCUCCUUGUGGACACUCCAGGAGGCAUAUCUCCGACCUGACGCAUACAUCCUGUCCCAACCUGGGCGACUCAUCGUGUACGAUGUGUAUGGUGAUGAAACUAUCCUUGCUCUUCGAGAUAUCCUCGUUUAUGGCGUAAACUGCGAAGGUUUCUGCAACCAGCGUAUUGCUCUCCAACCAGGAGUUAGCAUAUGGACCCAAAUCCGAGAUCGUAUAAAUGAGAGAGGGCUGAUUGCGCUGCGAGCGAGGAACUCCAUGGCCCUCCUUGGCGCCGCAACGCUCCGAAAUGCUUCCGUGUCCGUAGAUCGGGUCUACGGUAUACAGCAAGUGUUUGGGUUCAGGCUAGGAAACUCAUCACUACGUUCUGAACCUAAUCAGACCUUUACGCUUCAAGAAUUGGAGGAUCAGCUAGGUGAGAACCUCCUUAUCACUGAGCCGUUCUUGUCACAAUCCCACGUCUUCUUGCGGGCCGUGCCACUCAGGGAUUGCUGGAAGAUGAACGCCCGGUCUGUGGUCCCUACGAAGCUGUUGAAGCUCAAUUCGAACCGAAGCCGAAACUAUUCACCGCCAUGCUCCUUUUGGGUGGACCAUUGUCGUCCAGGACCACAUCCAGUUCAUUGGAAAGGUCCAACAAUCUCUUUGAAGCGGCUGGCUGACGCAUUCCACUGGAUGGUGACCAAUUCAGAAGUCGCUUUCCUCGCCGAUGACAUCGAUCGGGCGCGACAACACCAUCUCGACGUGUUCCCGGAUAUAACCGAGGAGUUCCAUACCAGUCCCGAGGCCCAACACGAAUAUCUCCCGAAAUACGGACCGAUUCCCCAAGGAGAACGUACAGCUCAAUUUAUCGAGUGGCUCCUCCAGACUUACAGUCCUCGUUCUGUUGAGGUAUUGCUCCUUGGGGUGGAAUUGGAGCACGGAAGAGACCAAAACUACGCACUGGGUCUAAUCUUUGUGGAGCAUGAGCCAGGAAUCUGGGGACGUGUCGGCCUAUGCCAGUGGUGGAUGCUGCGUGUAAGGUCAGCGAAGCGAGGCCUGUUUGAAGGGGAAGGCCCGGAAUGGGCAGCAGGUGAAGGCGUCUUCGGUUAUGUUGGAAGGAGUGGGAAAGAUGAAGCCGUAAACACAAUCGCCACGACUAAAGAACAAGCCAAUUGA